AUGUCGGUGUCUGCAGGCAGCCCGAUCAAUUUAUGCAUUCUCUACACCGUUCUUGCCUUCUUCUUGCCCUUCAGCAAUGCGGCUCAGCAGCAGCCCUUGCGAACAGCUACAGCUCCGAAACGGGUGGCUGUCAUCGGAGCCGGCGCGGGAGGCUCGUUUGCUGCGUAUGAGCUACGCAAACUAGCAGACACCGCGGACAUCCAUGUUGACAUCACGGUAUUCGAGCGCGCAUCUUAUAUCGGCGGCCGCUCAACAACAGUCAAUGCAUUCGAAGACCCUGCAUAUCCAAUUGAGCUUGGAGCCUCGAUCUUUGUGCAAGUCAAUCAUAACUUGGUGAAUGCCUCGCGUGAUCUGGGUCUCGAUGUCCGCAGUGCAGAUCAUGCGCAGCCUCGGGAAACCGAUGAAUCCAUUGGUAUUUGGGAUGGUAAGGAGUUUGUCUUCACGCUGAAGAAUAGUUCCAGCUGGUGGAAUAUCGGCCGUCUCUUCUGGAGAUACGGGCUAGCCCCACUGCGCGCUCAAAACCUAAUGAAGAGCAUCGUUGGAAAGUUCCUGCGUCUGUACGAGGAGCCGCUCUUCCCGUUCCGCUCGCUUUCUGAGGCUUCAGUGGCCCUGGAUUUGAUCAAUGCUACUUCUACCCCGGGAGAUGCAUUCCUCGGUGCAAAUCAGAUUUCUGAAUUGUUUUCCCGGGAGAUCAUUCAAGCAAGCACGCGAGUGAACUAUGGCCAGAACUUGGCUCUGAUCCAUGGCUUGGAAUCUAUGGUUUGCAUGGCUACUGAUGGAGCAGUGUCCAUCGAUGGCGGGAACUGGCUGAUAUUUGACGGUGCUCUCAAGACCUCCCAGGCUGAUGUCAGGUUGAAUACCACCGUCACCGCGAUUCUCCGGGGCGACGACGGCACUGCACGCAUUACUUCACACCCGAGUGACGAUGUCAACUCGGGUCGUUCUUUAACGGAGACAUUUGAUGAAGUUAUCGUGGCUGGGCCUUUGCAGUACUCUGGAAUCUCCGUCUCUCCACCAUUAGAGCACAUCCCGGAUGACAUUCCGUACGUGAAGUUGCACGUCACGCUUCUCUCUUCUCCGCAUCGCAUCUCACCGCAUUACUUUGGUCUCGACGGCCAAGGAGCGCGAGCCCCAGAGACCAUUCUGACCACCCUCCCCGAAGGCCUUGAUCUCGGGUCAAAUCCAAAGGGUGUUGGACCCGCUGAGUUUUGGAGUAUCAGCACUCUCCGCACGGUAGACCGACUCGUCCUGAAGAACGGGAAAGAGAAGCUAGAGCAACACUACGUGUACAAGAUCUUCUCGCCAAAACGGCCGACAGCCGAGUUUGUGGCUCAAAUACUUGACAUUGAUUAUACCAACGGCGAUGGGUCGGUGACGGUUGCCGAGGGCAACACCACGAUUGGAGACUUGUCCAAGAGCGAUAUUAGCUGGUUCCACGAGAAGCUCUGGUACCCAUACCCAUUGUUGUAUCCGCGGGUUACGUUUGAAGAGACUCUCUUGGCGCCGGGUGUCUGGUACACCAGCGGAAUUGAGAGCUUCAUCUCGACGAUGGAGACCAGUGCUUUGAUGGGUCGGAAUGUGGCGACGCUUAUGGUUCAAUCGUGGCAGCAGAAGGAUUCGACGGACCAAACGUCUUGGGCUGCGAAAACAGAGCUCUGA
Penicillium cinerascens is the source of this 1659-nucleotide messenger RNA. Its product is annotated as putative prenylcysteine lyase. Gene Ontology annotation, biological process: prenylated protein catabolic process; prenylcysteine catabolic process. The record is from RefSeq and is a predicted model, not a curated record. The transcript has 2 exons. The coding region runs from base 1 to 1659 and encodes 552 amino acids. Lineage: Eukaryota; Fungi; Ascomycota; Eurotiomycetes; Eurotiales; Aspergillaceae. Gene Ontology annotation, molecular function: prenylcysteine oxidase activity.